Oncorhynchus gorbuscha (pink salmon) is the source of this 1369-nucleotide messenger RNA. RefSeq names its product glutamine amidotransferase-like class 1 domain-containing protein 3, mitochondrial. NCBI's taxonomy places the organism in Eukaryota, Metazoa, Chordata, Actinopteri, Salmoniformes, Salmonidae. The transcript is spliced from 6 exons. The record is from RefSeq and is a predicted model, not a curated record. The coding region runs from base 125 to 799 and encodes 224 amino acids.
CUGGGCAGGAAGGGUAUAAAGCCAGUAGGAUUCCAGUUUCACUACAACAGGAGACAGCAGGUAGGAGAAGACGCCACAGACGCAACAGACCAUAUACUACUGUAGUGUACCUUUACAAGGAGUCAUGGUGAAGUGUGUAGCCGUAAUUCUGUCAGGGUGUGGAGUCUAUGAUGGGACUGAGGUCCACGAGGCGUCAGCUGUACUGGUCCACCUCAGCAGGGCUGGAGCUAAGGUCCAGAUGUUUGCCCCCAACGUGGACCAAAUGCAUGUAGUGAAUCACUGUGAGGGGAAACCCACAGCUGAGAAACGCAACGUCCUGGAGGAGAGUGCUCGAAUCGCCCGCGGCGAUGUGUCUGACCUUGCCAAGCUAGAGAUCACCGCCUUCGACGCCCUCGUUAUCCCAGGUGGUUUUGGCGUGGCUAAAAAUCUGUCUGACUGGGCUGUGAAGGGGAAGGAGUUCACGGUUCAACCCCAAGUAGAGAAGCUGAUUAAGGGGUUCCACGCUGCAGGCAAGCCCCUGGCUAUGUGCUGCAUCUCCCCUGUCCUAGCUGCUAAGGCUCUGCCGGGGUGUGAGGUCACCGUGGGACAGGACAAGGAGUGUGAGAGAUGGCCCCAUGCCCAGACGGCAACUUCCAUGAAGGAGCUGGGCUGUAAACACGUGAAUAAGAAAGUGGGGGAGGUCCACAUCGAUGUGAAGAACAAGCUGGUCACCUCCUCCGCCUUCAUGUGUAACGCUCCCAUACACGAGGUGUUUGACGGGGUGGGCGUCAUGGUUACAGAACUGCUCAAACUGGCCUAGGACACGUCUGAGAUUCAGAAUACUGAUUAGCUGUGCUUCUCAAAAGUCACCCUGUUCCCUUUAUAGUGCUGAUGUGAUCUUCUCAAAAGACACCCUGUUCCCUUUAUAGUGCUGAUGUGAUCUUCUCAAAAGAUACCCUGUUCCCUUUAUAGUGUCGAUGUGAUCUUCUCAAAAGGCACCCUGUUCCCUUUAUAGUGCUGAUGUGAUCUUCUCAAAAGACACCCUGUUCCCUUUAUAGUGUCGAUGUGAUCUUCUCAAAAGGCACCCUGUUCCCUUUAUUGUGUUGAUGUGAUCUUCUCAAAAGACACCCUGUUCCCUUUAUAGUGCUGAUGUGAUCUUCUCAAAAGACGGGAAUCGGGAGCCAUUUGGGAAGUGACCUCACAAUCAUGUUUGUUGUUGUUGUUGUUGUUGUUGUUGUUGUUUGUUUACCUGGAGACCCUCCUGAUUGGAAUGUAAUGGACAGAAGAAGCAGAAGAAGACGGUGUUUCUGUUGCUUCAUCUGUCUGACUGUGGGAUGACUUGUGUUUUUAUCAACAUCGUAAUAAAACUCAAACCAAAUUCUAAAAAUGG